GACAGUAAGAGACGCGCCGCGGAGCGCUGCGCAUGCGCCAUAAACCGGCGCCAAAUUGCAUAUAUUUAAAACAAAACUUUAUUUCAUUUGCCGUUUUGUGAUAUUAUUAAUAGUGCCACAGUACUUAGUACCUUUUUUAGUCGUCAAUCUAGUUUUUUUUUUCUGUGAGCGCGGACCGGUCACAAUUCUUCGCCUUGUUUAUGCACAUCAGCUGGCGGAAAUAUUAUCAGUAAAAAGUAGAUAUGGAACAAGCAAUUACAAAAAGCGCAAAUUGGAAUGAUGGAGAUUUAUUGGACUCAACAGCUGAUCCAAACAUAUCAAUAUCGACGAUGCAAGAAGAGGUUCCAGCUUUAACAGCGGCUGCAAUAUUAGGCGUGACCGUGGUCGUCAUUAUCGCCAUAGCAGUCGUUUUUAUCUUGGGAGUACUUAUCGACUGCCGGCAGCAGUAAGUUAGAAGCCUACAUUUUUUGAUGGCGUCCUCAUCACUGUCGUCGUCAUCGACAUCUACUAGUAAAAGUCCGCUGGACUUGGCUGACUAGCCUUAAUAUUUGUAGAUUGUCGAUGGCAGUAACAGACUUCUCGCAUCUUUGAUGCUGCUCUCGGUCACCGGUCCGGAAAAAGUUAUACCGCCAUCUUUCUAAAAUUUUGAACUCUUUCUUUUACACAUGAAAAGCCCAUGUUCCUGCGACAUACUAUUAGUGACUUUUUUAAUUUUAACUAGUAAAGUACGUUUGUUUUGUAUGAUUGACGAGAACUAUAAAUUUAUAUUUUUUUUUAUAGGAGAGAUUAUCGAGAACUAUAGACUUACAUAUUUUUUUAAAGGCGAGGGGGCAAACGAGCAUAUAGGUCAGCUGAUGGUAAGUGAUUACUGCCGUCCAUGAACAACUGAAACACCAGGAGAAUUGCAGAUGCGUCGCCGGCCUUUUAAAAAAGAGUACGCUCAUUUCUUGAAAGUGCCUAAGUCGUAUCGGUCCGGAAAAAUAUCUGGUGGUAGUCGAUUCGAAGAACUUUCUUUAAAAUUUUUAGUAGCGUUUGUUUAUGACUAACUAAAGUUAAGGGUUUCUUAAUGUAGUUAAAUUAAAUAGAAUAUUAUAUUUCAAAGAGUAGCCAAAUUUUAAACUUAAGUUCAAAUAUAUAAAUAACGAUAUACCUUUAUUGCAGUUUUUGCAAAUACGAGUAAAUAAGGCUUCUACUUUUAUUUAAAAUUAUCCCAAAUUGAAUGUGAUUUGUGGGCAACAACGUUUUUGGCUAUCGAUUGACCCUAACGAAUGUGUGAGUGUGCAGUAAAAUUAGUUAAAAUAAUCUAAUACCACACAUUUUGAAUUUAAAAGAUAAAAAGGACACAGAUGUUUGUGAUUUUUUUAAAACAAUUUAUGUAUGCCGAAUUACGAAGUUUCGAGUUUAAAGAGAUGGAAGGAAUACUUUGAAAGCCAGUUUAUAAGUGAAGAGCCGUCUGAAUUAAGUGAAAUAGUAGUUCCGAAAGAAGUAGAGAGAGGUAGGGAGUUAAGUGUAGAUGAAAUAAUGAAAGCAAUGAAAAGCAUGAAAGUAGGUUAGGCUGCCGGCUAUGAUAGCGUAUCACUCGAAAUGCUAAGGGCUAGAGAGGGAGUGGCGGCAGGCCUGCUGUACACCUUGUUUAAUUUAUGUUAGAAACUGAACCCGCUACCGGAAGACUGGUGCAAAGCCGUUAUAGUCCCAAUAUAUAAGGGAAAAGGGUCACAGCAGGACUGUAAAAAGUACCGUGUGCUAAGGUGUUAAUUGAAAGAGCUAUGGAAGAAACAGAUGGAAAAAUUUGGGAUGUGCAAGCUGGAUUUAGAAAGGCAAUGGGGUGUAUGGAUCAAGUCUUUUCCAUGCGCAUGAUUGCGGAGACGUUUUUGGCCAAAAACCAGAAAGUUUUUUGUGCGUUAAUGGACUUGGAAAAGGCUUACGACAGAGUGAACAGGAAUGUGUUAUGGCAAACAUUGAACUCAUUUGGGUUGAGUGCUGGUUUGAUACAGGCAUUAAGGUCUCUUUAUAGGGACUCUAGUGCUUGUGUCAGGAUUAACGGGGUCUACUUGGACUGGAUUGGCAUCUGAAAAGGUGUCAGACAGGGCUGUGUGGCUUCCCCGUGGCUGUUUAACCUAUUUAUGGACAGUUGUUUGGAACCUUUGAAAGUUGAAGAAUGUGGGUUGAGAAUGGGUGCGUUAACCGUCAAAUGCCUUUUAUACACACCGAUGAUCAAGUCAUAUUUGCAUCGUCGGCAGCAGAGUUGCAAAUGAUGGCUACAAUAAUGAACUGGUCAUUAAAAGAAAGGGGUAUGAAAGUGAACGUAAGUAUGAAAGUAAGACGAAAGAUGGUUUUUGAAAGAGAAGAAAGUAAAACGUUAUGUAAAAUAAGAAUAGAAGAGGAGUUGAUUAAGCAAGUGGAUGACUUUGUAUAUUUGUGAUGUGUAUUUAGCAGGGAUGGUAGAUAUGAUAAGGAUAUAGAACGACGAGUGAACGCAGGAAAUAGAGUGAAUGGGGCUUUAUACGCUAUUAUGAAAAGAAGAAGCACGAGAGUAAGAUAAUGCUGUAGAAAUGCCGUCAUUAAGGAGUAUGCUAGGGCUGAAUUUGAACGACAGGGUGGGAAAUUAUGUGAUAAGAGAAAAAAUGUGGUUUGCAACAUGACGUUGUGACAAGGAUUAAGAAAGGAAUGCUUCGGUGAUUUGAUCAUGUAAAAGGAAUGAACAAAGAAAGGGUGACAAAGCAAAUUUAUUUUACAGAAGUGAAAAGCAGAGUCGGGAAGGAACGCCCUAGACGAAGGUUUAUCGACCAAAUCGGCAAUAUAUUGAAAAUGGGCCAGAUUAGGAGUACCCUUAACCGAUGAGCGUGUAUGUGUAGGUAUACUUAUAUGGAUGAAAAGGAGGCGAGAAAGGUGUGUCAGGAUCGUGCCAAAUGGAAGUCCGUAGUCUCGUGAGUGUUUAUGUUUAAAAAAACGUUUACUAAUCAAUUUAUAAUUUCAGGAGGAUACUAGAGAAAAAGAUCGGCGAGGUUAGAAGAAAGAAGAAUCUCCGAAGGGUUAAGACACAUCCACAAAAUGAUGUUGUCGGCAUCGUAAACUGUAUGGAAGAUACAGGUCUAAGCGUCCCUCCGGUAGAGAUCUUACGAGAUAUACCAUAGCUUAGACAUUUUAUAUUUAUAGAACGACCGUGUAAAUUCACAUCACAAAACAUUUUAUAUAAAUACAUUUUCGUUAAGGAUUUCAAAUGAUCUGUUUAAAAAUAUUAUCGGUACAAAUUGAAAUGAUGUGUUAAAAACUAUUUAUGUGUCAUAAAAUAAUACAGUAAAUCUGUUAUUGGCUUUGAUCACGUACAUUUACAUAUUGAAAAAAAAAACAAGCCUGUAUGUGUAAGAAAAUAUUUAAUUAUUUACUCUUAAACAUUUGCUGAUAUGUAUAUCAAAUGUCGCAUUAUUUGAUUGUUGGCAAAAUCUGAUUUAACUGAUUUUAAUAGAGAAAGCCUUCGUAAAAUAGUCAUAUAAUUUAUAAUAAAUAGACUGUUUUGUUUUGUAUAAUUUGGUAAAUGUUUUAGAAUUAAGCAAUCCUGGAAAUGAUCGUAAUUAUUAGUUCUGUAAAUUUUAUACUUAACGUUUUAAUAUUAAUUUAUUAAAUAUACAAAUUUAUAUGUAGAUAUAUAAUUAUAUAAUAUGGAAUAAAAUAUAUGUUAUGGUUUUCC
This is a messenger RNA of Parnassius mnemosyne (clouded apollo), 3688 nucleotides long. The record is from the annotation of a GenBank genome assembly. Lineage: Eukaryota; Metazoa; Arthropoda; Insecta; Lepidoptera; Papilionidae.